GUUUGUCCCUGGGCCUAGGCUGUGUAUAAUUUCAUAUUUAUCACCACAAGAAAAAAUUUCCCCAAUAAGUGCACAAUCAUGUCCGAAGCGGCGGAUUUCAUCGACAUAAGCAAAAUCGAAGGAUUUUUGUCGUUUUUGGCCAGGAUCGAUUGGAAAGAUCCCUGGCUUCUAGGCCUCUGCACUUUCCACUUUUCAAUAUUCAUGAUGGCAAUAUUAACCAGACAAUAUGGAAACUUCCAGGCCCUUUUAUUCUUCAUACUUUUACUAUUAGUAUAUUUCUCUGAAAACAUAAACACCCUAGCAUCGACCAAUUGGAAAGUGUUUUCCAGGCAACAAUACUUUGACAGCAAUGGACUUUUUAUUUCUGUGGUGUUUUCCAUGCCGAUUUUAAUUAAUUGCAUGUUGAUGGUGGGUAAUUGGCUGUAUCAAUCCACCCAAUUGAUGACAACCCUAAAAACAGCCCAACUAAAAGAGAAAAUCCGUAGGGAAAACAGCCUCAAGGAAAAAUCAAAGAAGAAAGACUAAAUAAAAUGGAUUUACACAAAAAGACUUUUGACUAGUUAGUUACCACUAAAAUCCACUUUAUAUUAAAGUGAUUUUUAAUAAUUUAAUUACAUAGAAACAAAUUGAAGCUUUAUGUGCCAUUUUCGGAUGAGUAAUUAUUAUUAUGCAAUGUCUAGUCGUAGAUUUUCAUUGGCAUUUAAUUCAACAUUCACUCUUCUUGCUUGAUUUAAAUUAUUGUGAUAUUUUUCUAGGUUGGGCCUUUUUUGUUUGUUUCAUGUAUCUAUGUCCUUUUUUUUUGUGUAUUUUAGCUUUAGGUUUAAGGUAAUUUUUUGUAUAUAAUAAUAAUUAUUAUUAUUGGUGUUGAAGACUCGCAAUAAAUAUUAGAAAAUUGUUUUUUUAUUUAUUUUCUUUAUUAUUUUUGAUUCUAUUAUGGUUUUUUCAAUGGUAGGUUUUCUCUUUUAUUUCCAGAGAUUCUUUGGUGAAGGAGGAAUAAAUGUGAAAAUCAAAAGGCAAAUUCUGGACAAAUGGUGAGUUUUUCUUUAAAAUUAUUUUUGUUAAAAAAAAACUUCAAAAUAAUAAAUUUAUAUAAUGUUUUCUUGAAGAGUUUAAGGCCUUAGGAGUUUAAUAAACUUGUCUUCCUGUUAAAAUAUAUCAAUAAUAUCAGAGGCUUAUUACAAUACAACAGGGUUUUGCCCAUUUGUACCUAAAUCUAUUUAUUUUUAUUAAUUACAACUUAUAAUUUCUGUACAAAUUAAUUUUAAAUAUUUCAACUAUUAUACCUAAUUAACAAAAUUCUUAAUUAACUUGAAACUAAUUAUUUAUUCAGCCAGUAGUCGAUUUGAUCACAGUAUCGCUGGGUUUUUCAAUAAUCAGUAGUUUUUUCUUGAUUUCUGUAUAUUCAUUCAAUUCCUUUUCGCUUAGGUUUUUUUCUAUUUCGGUCACGUAGCCGUUUCCGUGGAAAGCUGAAAAAUAAUACGGAUUUUAUUAAAAUAAAGUUUUAAUUCUGCGACGUUUCGUCAUUUAGUUUGGACCUUCUUCAAAUUGUCAAAAUAUCAGUAGGUACAUAUUCGUAAAUGUAGUAGUAAAUGUUUGAUUUUGAUUUUUUGAUUGUAUCUUUUGAAAUGUCACACAUUUGUCCGAUUGUGUAGCUUAUUUGAUAAUUUUUGACAGCUGUCAUUUUUAGCCUAUUCAAUAAUUGUCAAAAACUUCAUAGCGUAUCUCAAUACUUGAUAAUAAUUAUAAUUUUCUAUUUUUUUAUAUGG
Messenger RNA from Ceutorhynchus assimilis (cabbage seed weevil), 1766 nucleotides. NCBI's taxonomy places the organism in Eukaryota, Metazoa, Arthropoda, Insecta, Coleoptera, Curculionidae. The record is from the annotation of a GenBank genome assembly.